AUGAAAUCAAAGGAAAAUAAAAUCUCCAAAGAAAAUGGUGAAGAAAUUAGUGAUGGGGAAAUUGUUGAAGAUGAAAAAUUAGUUGAAGUGGGAAAAAGUCAAGAUUCAACCACAGAUACCACCAAAAAUCAAGAAAAAUUAAAAGAUCAAAAAAAUCAAGAUUUAACAUGUACAGAAAAUAAAGAAUUAUCAACCUCCAUAACUUCAAAAUCAACAACAACAAUAAUAAUAAAUGGUAAAGAAGUGGAAUCAAUAGUUGAGCCAACACAAUAUUAUUAUAUGGAUCCAAAUAAUGAAGUGGGUGGCAUUGUAGUUGCCAAUGUUGGUAGUGGUGAAGUUAUUGAUUAUCAUGUUGUAGAUAAUGAACCAAUGAUUGUAACUGGUAAUGGAACAACGGUUGCCAAUGUUGUAUUGAGAAGUAGUGGUAAUGGUAUUGUAACUUAUAAUAGACCUGAAAGUAUAGCGUAUCCAUCAAUUGUUGGUGAUAGAUUAUAUAUGCCUUUGGCAUUUUCAGAGAAUAAUAAAAAGGAGGAUUUGGAUUUUGAGGAAUCAUUAAGAGAUUAUAAAAAAUUCAAAGAAAAGAAAAGAAGUAGAGGUUAUAGUGAUGAUAGUUCAAGAUCGAGAUCAAGAUCAAGAAGAAGAAGAGGUUAUAGCUCAAGUCGUUCAAGAUCAAGAGAUAGAUAUGGUAAUAGAUAUAGCAGCAGAAGAAGAAGAAGAAGUAGAAGUAGAAAUCACAGAAGAAGAGGAUCAUCUUCAUCAUCAUCAUCUCCAUCACCAUCGUCAUCAUCUCGUUCAAGAAGUCGCUCAAAUUCUUCAAGAAGUAGAAGUCAUAGUAGAAGUCAUCGUUCGUCUUAUAAAAGUAGUAGUAGUAGUAAAAAAUAUAGUAGCAGUAGCAGAUAUAGUAGUAGUAGAAGUAGUAGAUCAAAAAGAUAUUCAAGAAGGAGUUACAGUUCAAGUAGAAGUAGAAGUAGAAGUAGAAGUAGAAGUAGAAGUAGAAGUAAAAGUAGAAGUAAAAGUAGAAAUGAUUCAUCAAGUGACGAUUAUAGUAGAUCAAGAUCAAGAGAUAGAUAUAGUGGAAGAUAUUCAAGAUCGAAAAGAUCAAGAAGUUCAAGUUAUUCAGAUUCCUCUCGUAGUAGAUCAAGAUCAAGUAGAAGAAGUUCCUAUAGAAAAAGAUCAUCUUCAAGAUCAUCUUCAAGAUCAAGAUAUUCAAAGAGUAGUAAAUCUUCAAAAAGAGACAGAUCAAGUGAUAGAGAUAAAAAGAAAUAUUCUUCUACCUCUUCCUCUUCUUCAACUAAACAAAAUAGUGGAAACAGUAACAAUAGUACACCAGGUAUGACUUCUCCAAAACAACCACUUUCAAAUGGUUCACCUUCAUUAAAUCAAAAUCAACUACAACAACCAUCACCAAUUUCAACCAAUUCUAAAAAUAAUUUAUUAUCACCAUCUUCAAAUAAUAAUAUUAUUAAUAAUAAUGGUGUUAAUAAUAAUAAUAACAAUAAUAAUAAUAAUAAUAAUGUAAAUAACCAACAACAACAACAACAACAACAACAACAACAACAACAACAACAACAACAACAACAACAGCAACCACCAAAAUCCAAAUUUAGUGAAUUAGUUGGAUUAAGUCAAAAUGUAGAAAUGAAAAUUAAAAGUUUACUAACAAAAGAUGGAUCAUGGAUUAAUCCAAAUUUUGAAUCAAAAUCAAGUAAUGGCUCACCAAAAAUGUAUUUAAUAGUUGAUAUUGAUCAUACAUUAUUACAUUCAACCAAAGAUCCAAAUGCUGAAAGUUAUUACUUAAAAGAUAAUUCAAUUAACAAAUUUACAAUCACUGAAACAAAUGAAACAUUUUAUGUUAAACAAAGACCAAAUGCAAUAGAAUUCCUUUCAUCCCUUUCUUCUCAAUUUAAAAUUUAUUUAUAUUCUUUUCAUCCAAAAUAUUAUGUUGAACAAUUAGCAUUAAUUUUAGAUCCAAAUAGAUCAAUUUUUACAAAAGUAAUAACAAAAGAAGUUAUAGAACCAGUUGAACCAUUACCACCAAUAAAUUCAAUUGGUAAACCAUAUAUUGUAUUUAAUAAUCAAAAUUUUAGUAAAAUAUUUAAUUUCGAAGCAAUUAAUCAAAUGAUAAUAUUGGAUGAUAGAGAGGAUGUUUGGAGAAAUUUUCAAGAUAAUUUAAUAUUACUUGAUACUUUUAAAUUCUUUAAUACAAAUAGUAGUAAUACUAGUGGUAGAAAUUAUGGAAAUAAUGAAAUUCAAGAUUUUACACCAAUUUAUCAAUAUCCAUUCUCAUUUCAAGAAUUAUCAAAAGCUUAUCCAUUUCCAAAUAUUUCAGAACCUAUAAAUAAUAAUAAUUUUAAUAAUAAUCAAUUAAUAUUAUCAAAUGUACAGCAACAAUCACCAUCAUCAUCAUCAUCAUCAUCAUCAUUAUCAUUAUCAUCAUCAUCGUCUUUUUUAUCACCAUCUUCAUCAAACAACACCAACACCAACACCAACACCAACACCAAUAUCACAACAAAUAUUUUUACAAAUACACCAUACUUGGAUAUGUUUUCAGGAUUGUUACCGGCAAUUCAAGGAGAAUUCUUAUCUAGAGGUGAUAUUAAUACAAUUCAUGUUAAAUCGAUUAUUGAUGAAAUUAGAAGUUCAGUUUUGAUGGAUUGUAAUAUUGUAUUUAGUGGUAUAUUUCCAAAACAAAUUGAUCCAUCAAAAUUGUGCCAUACAAGAGUUUCAAAAAUUACUGAAUCUUUUGGUGCUAAAAUCUCUUUGGAAAUUGAUUCAACAACUACUCAUUUAAUUUUCAUUAAAGAAGGAACUUCAAAAGCACAACAAGCUUUAAAAAAUCCAAAUAUUAAAGUUGUUCAUUUCGCUUGGUUAAGAGAUUGUGUACACAGGUGGGAAAAAAUGGAUGAACAAAAUUAUACUGUUAAUUCUUAUCAAAAUAUAUUAAAAACAUUUAAUUGA
Molecule: messenger RNA, 2958 nt
Organism: Dictyostelium discoideum AX4
Lineage: Eukaryota; Evosea; Eumycetozoa; Dictyosteliales; Dictyosteliaceae
Exons: 2
Coding region: 1-2958 (985 amino acids)
Biological process (GO): regulation of transcription by RNA polymerase II
Cellular component (GO): nucleus
Molecular function (GO): RNA polymerase II CTD heptapeptide repeat phosphatase activity; protein serine/threonine phosphatase activity
Source: RefSeq, a predicted model, not a curated record